This is a messenger RNA of Thamnophis elegans (Western terrestrial garter snake), 4069 nucleotides long. Its product is annotated as sodium-coupled neutral amino acid transporter 2-like. Gene Ontology annotation, molecular function: L-glutamine transmembrane transporter activity. The transcript is spliced from 16 exons. Bases 436 to 1935 code for a protein of 499 amino acids. Lineage: Eukaryota; Metazoa; Chordata; Lepidosauria; Squamata; Natricidae. The record is from RefSeq and is a predicted model, not a curated record. Gene Ontology annotation, biological process: L-glutamine transport; amino acid transmembrane transport.
AGGUAUCAGCCCGCGUCACUUAGAACCGAGCGUGCUGUUCCGAAAGCGUCUUUUCCUCUCUCUCGUUCACCCCAGCGCUUCUCUCCUGUGCAGGGGGGGCCUUUUCAGUUUUCACCAGAAAUAACCUUAACUUAUUGUUUUCUGUAGACUUGAAAUAUUACAAUUCUGGUUUUUAUUAUAUUUAAUUGUUUAGUUUAAUUGUUUCCUGUACCGGUCCUUCGGACUGUCAGUUUUUUGCUUCGAUAUAAAAGAGAGAAAUCGACUGAAGAAAGAAAUUCCAGAAGCUCCGGAAGUUUGCAAGUUUCAAGCUUUGUAAAUCGAGACAAGGCAGGACCCGCGGCCAAGGACAAAAGAUCGCGAAGAUCCCAGGCGACCCCUCCCAACCCAAAUAAUUUUUUUGGCCUGAUUGACCCGCUUCCCUAAGAAGAUCCCAGUAUGACCAAAGCUGAAACAGCCAAGCUGAACAGCACCAGAGAGGAGGAUUGCAGCAGCAGCGCCAGCAGCAACAACUUCAGCUAUAACUACCCCACCAAAUCAGCUGCGAUGAAGAGCCACUAUGGGGACAUGGAUCCAGAAAACCAAAACUUUUUACUUGAACCCAACCAAGGGAAGAAGAAAUAUGAAACUGAAUAUAAUCCAGGUACAACUUCCUUUGGAAUAUCGGUAUUUAACCUGAGCAAUGCUAUUGUGGGCAGUGGCAUCCUUGGACUUUCUUAUGCUAUGGCAAACACAGGAAUUGCCCUCUUUAUAAUUCUCUUAGUCUUCGUGUCAAUAUUUUCUCUAUAUUCUGUUCAUCUUCUUUUGAAGACUUCCAACGAAGGAGGAUCUUUAAUAUAUGAACAAUUGGGAAUGAAAGCAUUUGGCAUGCCUGGAAAAAUUGCAGCAUCUGUAUCAAUUACAAUGCAGAACAUUGGAGCUAUGUCAAGCUAUCUCUACAUCGUGAAAUAUGAGUUACCAUUGGUCAUCAAAACAUUUUUGAACAUUGAAGAGCAUUCAGGAGAAUGGUAUUGGUAUACUAAUGGCGAUUAUUUGGUUAUAUUGGUAUCCUUGGUGCUCAUUCUUCCUUUGUCAUUGUUAAAAACUUUAGGUUAUCUAGGCUACACCAGUGGAUUUUCCUUAUUGUGCAUGGUCUUCUUCCUUAUUGUGGUCAUUUGCAAGAAAUUUCAAAUUCCCUGUGGAGCAGAACUUGAUCUAAUUAACGCAACUGCGAACAUUACCAUGGAGCAAUUGUUGCUUGCAAAUGAAACAAAUAUUAAUGCAACUUACGAUUCCUGUGUACCAAAAUAUUUUAUCUUCAACUCAAAGACCGUCUAUGCUGUACCAAUCCUGACAUUUUCUUUUGUCUGUCAUCCUGCUAUUCUCCCUAUUUAUGAAGAACUGAAAUGCCGAAGCCGCAGAAGAAUGAUGAAAGUAUCCAAUGUUUCAUUUUUUGCCAUGUUCCUCAUGUAUCUUUUGGCUGCUCUCUUUGGAUACUUGACAUUUUAUGGAAAUGUGGAAGCCGAAUUGCUCCACACUUAUUCAAAAGUGCUUGGGACUGAUACUCUCCUUUUGGUUGUGCGCUUAGCAGUCUUGAUGGCAGUCAUUCUUACUGUUCCAGUUGUGGUUUUUCCAAUCCGCAGUUCCAUCACACAAUUACUGUGUACAGGCAAAGAAUUUAGUUGGGUGCGUCAUUGUAUUAUCACAGGAAUUAUUUUGGUAUGCACCAACAUUCUUGUCAUUUUUGUUCCUACAAUUCGAGACAUAUUUGGAUUCAUUGGUGCCUCUGCUGCUGCCAUGCUAAUCUUUAUACUUCCAUCAGCUUUCUACAUUAAACUUGUGAAAAAAGAAUCCAUGCAAUCCGUGCAAAAAAUCGGGGCUCUCCUGUUCCUGCUAAGUGGCAUAGUGGUGAUGAUUGGAAGUAUGACCUUAAUCAUUAUGGAUUGGAUCAACAAUUAACCUGAUUUAUUCAUUAGUCUUCAUUCUGCCAUCUUCUUGGAGAAAAAAAACUUCUGCCUAUGUUUGCAGCUCUGCUUCCUUUGAUGCUAGUACUUUUAACAGUAGAACAGAUGGAUUUUAAAGAAAGAAAAGCAAAAGAAACUAUUCUGCACAAGAGUAGAUACUAAUAUCAACUCAGCCGAGUAUUUGGCUGAGUGAAGUGACUUUUUAAAAAUUCCAUUCCAGGGAAUGGACAGCUCACUCUAUAAAAUUUUAUCAAGCCAUGUUUGGCUUUGGAUAUUGUUACUUGGGUUCUUUAUUAUUUACUUGAAUGUGCCUAAUGUGAGAAGUAAAUUAGUUUACAGCAGGUUUCUAAGCUAGCCAUUAAAAGCAAGGGGAAAAAACAAUUAUUAUUUUUAUACCAAAUAACUAUGGAUUCAAAAGCACUAUUUUGACUUUUAAGAAACCAUUUUAUAAGUUAGAGAUCCAAAUAAGGGUAAGAAGUCACUAUAUUGUUUAAUCAAUAACCUCAGUUCAAAAUGUUUGCCUGUCUACAGAGACAUAUUCGUAAAAUUAUAUUUUUUCAUCUCAAUAAGCUUAUUUUUUAAAAAUAUUAUAACUAAUAUUUAAUUGGCUAUCUUGAACUGACAUCUUACCAAAGCACAGUAAAUUGUUAGAUAAUGUUGAUGUUCCUAGCAAAAAAAUCUGGCUUUUUAGUAUAUAGAAUAUUCAGGUCAUUCUAUAGUUUACUGGAGAUAAAGUAUACAGAUAGUGUGGAAUUUUUCAGACAGUUUUCAUUUAUUAUUAAUAUUUUAUAUUAUGUUGCAUAAUUGAACCAGACCGUUACUUGUAACAAAAUUCUUUUCAUAAAAUAACUGGAUUUCUAGUGAUUAACUACACACACACAGACACACAAAUGAAUGGGUCUCAGUAUUAUUGGGACAGUAGGGUAGCAACCAUAGAUCAUGUAUAGCAGGGGUGGGUUCUGGCAGGCACUACUGCUGGUUCCCUCAUGUGCAUGCUGUGCGCACAGUGCAAUUAAAAUUGUUCUGUACAUGUACAGAAAUGAAAAGCAUGAUGGCGGCGCCUAUGACGCUGCCCAAAGAACCAGUUCAGGGGCGUAGCAAGCCUGGGUCGCUGCUGAUUCCAGUAGCCCAAGCCGCCACUACCGUUAGGCCAAACCUGUAGCAACCCACCACUGAUGUACAGUAGAUGUCCAGAACAUGAUUCUGCCCUGAUUAGACAACAAAUAUUACACAGAGUAUAAGCAUUCGUAGAACAUAUAAACUGGCACCUCUCUCUCCAGGGCUGGGCUUCAAAAAUUUUAGCAAGUUCUCUGCCUGGUUGCUGGGUUGGCAUGGCCAUGGUGGUCGUGGUCUAGUUGUCUCCUGUACCACAGCUGGGGCAGGCGUUUUUGCCCUCCCCCAGGCUCUGGAGGCUUGAGUCUUUGGGAAGGCGAAAAUGGCCUUCCCAGGCUCUGGAGGCCUAUUUUCUCCCUCCUUGAGCCUCCAUGUAUGCUCUGCACUUACCUGCAUCCAAAACAGGCACCAUGGGGACUCCUGGGGUAGGGUGAGGCCAGCCAGGAGUGGGAUUUGGAGGUUCUCCGAGCUGUAUGGGGAAUUCAUACAUACUUCCCAUUUCUAUAACAACCUAAAGAGAUAUUUAAUGAAUUUGUCAAUUGGGAAAAAGAGUAAACUCUUCUCUAUUAUUCUUUGUAAUAAUAAAUCUGUGUUGCAAGAUUUAUUUGCAACAUUUGCCAGAAGAAGAAUCAUGUUCCAGUUUGAUUACUACACAUAUUAAUUAUACUAUUUUAACCCCCAAGGUGUAAAGCUGUGAUGGUGAAUCUAUAGCACGCGUGCCAGUGAUGGCACUCAGAGUUCUCUCUGUGGGCACGCUUACCAUUGCCAGCUGUUAUUUUGGUUUCCGGGACAUGCAUGUGUCCCAGCCAGCUGGUUUUCGAGCACGCCCGAACACCAGUGCAGUGAAAACCCGAAGACCAGCUGGUCUUCGAGUUUCUGUUGCUCUGGCAUGUGCAUACAUUCUGGUUUCGGCCCAGUGCCGAAAAGGUUUGCCACCACCGGGCAGUUCAAAUCAUUUGCAAGAUCAAACUUCUGUAACUACUCCUGAGUACCACUAAGUAUCUUGUUUGCUAACA